GGGACUGGUCGGCCAUUUUGCUGCGAGUCAGGGCAGCGGGAGGCCGGUGCCGGGGAACCGCGCGGUCAACUCCAAGCCGGGGCGAAAAUGCGCAUCGAAAAGUGUUACUUUUGCUCGGCGCCGGUGUAUCCGGGUCACGGCAUGAUGUUCGUCCGCAACGACUGUAAGAUUUUCAGAUUCUGCAGAUCAAAGUGUCAUAAGAACUUUAAGAAGAAGCGUAAUCCAAGAAAGGUCAGGUGGACAAAGGCCUUCCGGAAAUCGGCUGGCAAAGAAUUGACUGUGGAUAACUCAUUUGAAUUUGAGAAACGUAGAAAUGUACCAGUCAAGUACCAGAGAGAACUGUGGUCUAAGUCAGUUGUGGCAAUGAAAAGAGUUGAGGAAAUCAAACAGAAGCGUCAAUCAAGAUUUAUUAUGAACAGGUUGAAAAAAAGCAAGGAGUUACAGACAAAAGCAGAUAUCAAAGAGGUCAAGCAAAACAUCCAUCUCAUCAAAGCUCCUCAUGCAGAGAGACCAAAGAAAUUGGAAGAGAAGAUGGUACAUAUUUUACAAGAAGAUUCGGAAAUGGCAGAAGAAACUUAACUUGCUAUUUGCUGUCCAGAUGGAGUGAAUAAGAAACAUGAAUCAAAUCUCAUGACUUAACUGUUUUGCAAGCUGUGGUCAUUAACUAUUUGUGGAAUUUAUCCAGCAAUAAUCCACCAACACUUAAUAAACCACCUGAUCCCCAAAAUUUAUACAGGACAAUCUGUAAGAAAGAAAUGUUAGGUGGAGGUACAAAUUCACUUAUCUGGAUAUUGCACAACAGGGUGAUUAGGCUCAUGGGUCAAAUUACGAGAGCCUUUAGACAAUAGUUUGGAUACUGAUGGUGUAACCUACCUUUGUUAUAUUAUUAAUGAAUCUUUACCUGCAGUUUUUUUAAAAUCUAGGAUUAUUGAAUUAUCCUCAAACCAUCAACUAGAAUAUACCAUUUUACGAAAGUGGGAAUGCAGAAAAUAUCCAAAAGAUCCAGCAAUUUGGGAGUGUGUUUUGAUAUUAAUGUUCUGGUCUGAUGACAACAUUCCCCCCCCCCCCCAGCAGUGUGAAGUAUAUAUUUUCAAAGUAAUGUUGACUGACCUGCCCUCUUGAAAUGUAGUCGGCUUUAAACUUGACACGGAUGAUUUCCAGUCAAUAAAUUUAUUUUCAUCAAA
Molecule: messenger RNA, 1184 nt
Organism: Hemiscyllium ocellatum (epaulette shark)
Lineage: Eukaryota; Metazoa; Chordata; Chondrichthyes; Orectolobiformes; Hemiscylliidae
Gene: rsl24d1
Product: ribosomal L24 domain containing 1
Exons: 6
Coding region: 88-579 (163 amino acids)
Biological process (GO): ribosomal large subunit biogenesis
Cellular component (GO): nucleolus
Source: RefSeq, a predicted model, not a curated record